Molecule: messenger RNA, 3278 nt
Organism: Cephus cinctus (wheat stem sawfly)
Lineage: Eukaryota; Metazoa; Arthropoda; Insecta; Hymenoptera; Cephidae
Gene: RYBP
Product: YY1-associated factor 2
Exons: 3
Coding region: 406-921 (171 amino acids)
Biological process (GO): positive regulation of DNA-templated transcription
Cellular component (GO): nucleus
Molecular function (GO): DNA binding; transcription coregulator activity
Source: RefSeq, a predicted model, not a curated record
UAAAUGUGUAUGCGUGUAUAUAUUAAUAUGGAUACGUGUUACAUUAAACUACUGUCAAAGGGUGCGUGUCGUAUGUGCAAUGAUGCUGUUUCGGCAUGCAUGUAUAACUAAGCUGUCGGGACAAUGCUCAACAUCAGAAUCGUAUGGCUAAACGAUGUAGGUGGUCAGUUUGAUGUUGAGAAAAACAUUGGGCAGAAACGCAUCUUAUUUAGUUGAUGCAUGCAAAAUUCAUUUAGUCGUUUUCGAUUAUUUUUUAUCAGGCGCCAGCUAAACCUGCUCCUUUAGAGCAUUCUCAAAGAGUAUUAAGUAUUUGUAAAACUGCUUUUAAUGAGGCUGAAAGGGCGUGUGUGGGGACAAAGUCUCUUUUGAGAAGGUUCAGCGUCGUAUGAUUGACUCCGAUGAACAAUGAACCAUUCGGGAAGCGGAAAACGGCAGGCGAAGGUUUUGGAAGACAAUUACUGGGACUGCAGUGUCUGCACAUAUAGAAAUACCGCAGAAGCAUUCAAGUGCCUCAUGUGUGACGUCCGUAAAGGAACUUCGACGCGGAAACCCCGCAUCAACCCGCAACUAGUGGCUCAACAGGUUGCCCAGCAACAGUAUGUGCCACUUCUAAAGCCAGGCAAAAAAGAAGGUAGCAGCGGAGGCAGUACGACCGGGACUGGCAAAGAAAAAGAACGUAAACUGGAUAAACCAAGACGCAAAAAUAGACAUCCUCCUCGUCUGAAAAAUAUCGACAGGAGUACAGCCCAGACAAAUGAAGUAACAGUUAACAAUGUUACUGUUGUUAUAACCGAGUAUAAACCUAAAGUGAAGAAGAGUUCUGAUCAGUCGGGUCUCUCUAGUAGCGCUUCCUCUGAAAAUGGAAGUCAGCACGAUUCUAAUCAAGACUCCAGGAGUCUUGAUAUAGGAACCGAUGCCUAGCUCAAUGCUACGUCAAAUAAGUAUGUGAAUUCUACUAAUUAAUAUAUUAUGUAACGUAUAUUAUCUACCAUCUUAGUAUCGCAUUGUCGACGCGAUAGGAUCUAUCGUUUUUCUAUAUGUCUCAAUUAUAAAACAGCAGGCACUUUAUACUGUCAAUGGAUGCGGCAAUCACACUCGGGAUUUCAAUGUUGGAAUUCAAAAGGCUUUACGUGUACCGCAGCAAUACGAUAAAAUCAAAUUUUUCAAGUGCCUUUGUUUAUUAUCAGUUACAAAGACCAAGAGAUAGAUCGUGCAAGACUUUAUUUUUUAUGCCACAAGAUUUUUAAUUAUUCCAUUUCAAUGUCACACAUCUGAUUCCCUACUUGUGAUAAUGAAUUUUUAUCAAUAGACAAUUUCACCGGUGAUAUCGAUGUAUUGACAAAUUUUUAAAUUACUUUAUAACUGCCAUAUCUGAUGUGGUCUAUUUAUGGAGAAACUUUCAAUGAUUGCAUGCCGUACCACCAUUCUUGGGAUAAUCUGCCUGUAAAAAAUCUUUUGUCUCUAAGUCGAGAAUGCCACUACCAGAGAGCAAGUUUUUUAGAUUGUCAUCGUCAAAUUAUUAUACUUAUUUUUUUAUUAUCUGAAUAUAUUUGACACUGAGCUAAAAUAGUAAUAACUUCUGUCAGAUCUGUAAAAAAAGUCACUGCUGUAAAAAUGCAUUAAAGCAGCGAAGUUAUAUAGAUUUAUUCAAUUUCGACAAGUUAAUGGAAGAUUUAUAGUAUCGUUUUUUAUUAUGUAUGAAUUAACAGAAAUAUCUUGUUUACAUGUUCAAGUUGCUCAUGAGCAAUAAAUUGAAAUAUAUGGAACACGCGUAAAGUACAUAUAUGAAAAAUUAAUUUUCAUAUUUCAUUAUGCAGUUCGUAGUCCUACAGUGUAGCUUUCGUAAUCUUGUCUAUAGAUCCUGAUAUUCAUCAUACUAAAGAUAUGACAAUGGAUGCAGAUUGUUUUAAUUGCUUAACAUUUUUGGGUGAUUACUGUGAUUCACUUAUCUGCAUGUUUGCUGCAAUUUUAUACGUUGUAACCACUGAGGGAAGGUAUUCAUGAUAUAAAAACAAUACAGUGAAAAAUAUUUACAUCAUUUGUCUCGAAGAAGUGCAAAAGGAUCGAUAUGCUCUCUUUAUAUUUUACAUUUAUAGUAAGAAUUGUGUCAAAAACAGAAAUAGCACUUUAAAAAAAAAUUAGACUCCAAUGGUGGAUGGAUGAGAUAAAAUGUCAGUGCGUAGCAUCUUUCUUUUUGUCUUUACAAAUGCUAUCGCGCUUUUAUUAAGUAUUUAAUAAUUAUAUAGGUGGCAGAAUUAUUGAAGAUCUAUUGACAAGAUUUGAAUCUUAGUUAAGGGACACGAAUAUGUUAAUACGCGAAAAUAUUGUAACGAUAAUCUAAUACAUAUUUAUUGAGAAUCGUGAUAAAUCUUAAAGGAACAAUUGAGAUUAUCGACAGUUCAAUCACUCACUGAAAAUAUUGAUUUAUGUGCGCUUUCAUUUUAUACAUAUAUCAAAUCGCUGUUGUAUUUACCAGCUUGAUGGGAUAAUGGUAGUCGGGUCUGAAUAUGUUAGAAGAAAAAAUUGUAUAGACCAUAAAAUAAAUGGCAUAAUAAUUUCAUGAUCAAGUUGGAAAAGGUUUAAUUGUAAAUUGUUGCGAAUAAAAUCGUUUGUAAAUAUUACAUCUAUAAGGGGCAUUUAAUUAACUAAACUUGAUCGUUGCAUAAUAAGAUACAAUAAAAUUGUCCACUGUAUAUAAAAUGAAGCAAUGAAAGUGUAUGCAUAUCUUACAUGCAGAACAUAAGACAUAGGAAAUUUUUCUCGUAUUAAAAAUCUUAAUGUAGUUAUAGUUUAGUUCGGUUUAAUUUUCAAGUAAAGAUAAAUACUGUAUCUUAUUAGAAAUAUAAUAGACAUACUUUCUACUACUGUCUAGUUACAGAAAUAGAAAUUGGACUCGUUUAUCUCUAGUUUACCGUCGUUGACUUCAUUUAAACGUUCAGUAGGUGUCUGCAGUGAGAAAUUAUAAUUAUCGUGAAAUACGAGUGUUUAUAUCGAAAUAAUUGUUUCAUAUUUUAUGGGCUUUAGGAUUAUGAUUUUGCAAAAUACAAAUUCGUACUGAUGAACCACAAUAUUGAAAAACAAAGUUUUAUAUUAAUUUUCACGUCCAUUUUAUUCCUGUUGUAAUUAUGUACAAACAGGGUCCUCUGGGCGAAAAAUUAAAUGUUUAUUAAAUAGAUGAAACUCGAAGGGUUAUACGAAGUAUAAGAAAAAUGUAAAUCAAUGCGCACGUCUCCGAUUCUGCUAGAAAUCGCUGAAUAAACAGCAAAUAUUAAGUGGAA